UUCUGACUCCUCUCGGAGGAGGCUCCGGGACCCCGGGAGUAACAAGUGUCUGGAGGCUGAAGGGUGGAGGGGUUCCAGGACUUGGGGUUCUCUUGUGAAACUCCCCUCCACCCUCCUCUCUCGCACCCACCCACCCCCUCACCCCCUUCUCUUUCCGUCCUUGGAAAAUGGUGUCCAAGCUCACGUCGCUCCAGCAAGAACUCCUGAGCGCCCUACUGAGCUCCGGGGUCACCAAGGAGGUGCUGGUCCAGGCCUUGGAAGACUUGCUGCCAUCCCCGAACUUCGGGGUGAAACUGGAGACGCUGCCUCUGUCUCCCGGGAGCGGGACCGAUCCCGACACCAAGCCGGUCUUCCAUACUCUCACCAACGGCCACGCCAAGGGCCGCUUGUCUGGGGACGAGGGCUCCGAGGACGGCGACGACUAUGACACCCCUCCCAUCCUCAAGGAGCUGCAGGCGCUCAACACCGAGGAGGCGGUGGAGCAGCGGGCAGAGGUGGACCGGAUGCUCAGUGAGGAUCCAUGGAGGGCUGCCAAAAUGAUCAAGGGCUACAUGCAACAGCACAACAUCCCCCAGAGGGAAGUGGUGGAUGUCACAGGCCUGAACCAGUCACACCUCUCCCAGCAUCUCAACAAGGGCACCCCUAUGAAGACCCAGAAGCGCGCCGCCCUGUACACCUGGUACGUCAGAAAGCAGCGGGAGAUCCUCCGACAGUUCAACCAGACAGUCCAGAGUUCUGGAAAUAUGACAGACAAAAGCAGUCAGGAUCAGCUGCUGUUUCUCUUUCCAGAGUUCAAUCAACAGAGCCAGGGGCCUGGGCAGUCCGAUGAUGCCUGCUCUGAGCCCACCAACAAGAAGAUGCGCCGCAACCGGUUCAAAUGGGGGCCCGCAUCCCAGCAAAUCUUGUACCAGGCCUACGACCGGCAAAAGAACCCCAGCAAGGAAGAGAGGGAGGCCUUAGUGGAGGAGUGCAACAGGGCAGAAUGUUUGCAGCGAGGUGUUUCCCCCUCCAAAGCCCAUGGGCUGGGCUCCAACUUGGUCACUGAGGUCCGUGUCUACAAUUGGUUUGCAAACCGUAGGAAGGAGGAGGCGUUCCGGCAGAAGCUGGCCAUGGACGCCUAUAGCUCCAAUCAGACGCACAGCCUGAACCCCCUGCUGGGCCAUGGCUCUCCCCACCACCAGCCCAGUGCCUCACCUCCAAAUAAGCUGUCAGGAGUACGCUACAGCCAGCAAGGAAGCAAUGAGGUCACUUCCUCCUCAACAAUCAGUCACCAUGGUAACAGCGCCAUGGUGACCAGCCAGUCAGUUUUACAGCAAGUCUCCCCAGCCAGCCUGGACCCAGGCCACAAUCUCCUCUCACCUGAUGGUAAAAUGCAGAUAUCAGUCUCAGGAGGAGGCCUGCCCCCCGUCAGCACCUUGACAAAUAUCCACAGCCUCUCCCACCAUAAUCCCCAGCAAUCUCAGAACCUCAUCAUGACCCCACUGUCUGGAGUCAUGGCCAUUGCACAAAGCCUCAACACUUCCCAAGCACAGAGCGUUCCAGUCAUCAACAGUGUGGCCGGCAGCCUGGCAGCCCUGCAGCCCGUCCAGUUCUCCCAGCAGCUGCACAGCCCUCACCAGCAGCCCCUCAUGCAGCAGAGCCCAGGCAGCCACAUGGCCCAGCAGCCCUUCAUGGCUGCCGUGACUCAGCUGCAGAACUCACACAUGUACACACACAAGCAGGAACCCCCCCAGUAUUCCCACACCUCCCGGUUUCCCUCUGCGAUGGUGGUCACGGAUACCAGCAGCAUCAGCACACUCUCCAACAUGUCUUCCAGUAAACAGUGUCCAUUGCAAGCCUGGUGAUGUCCACAUAUCACUUACUCCGUGCACAGCAACAAGGACUCUUUUCCACACCAUCACCCUCUGCGCAGCUGUCGUGGAAAAGCCCAGCGACCUGACAAGCACCUGGGAGAGGUCCCAGCUUACCUGACACCCUGGUGGCACCUC
Messenger RNA from Chinchilla lanigera (long-tailed chinchilla), 1988 nucleotides. It is a transcript of the gene Hnf1b, whose product is annotated as HNF1 homeobox B. Gene Ontology annotation, cellular component: nucleus. The transcript has 9 exons. Gene Ontology annotation, molecular function: RNA polymerase II cis-regulatory region sequence-specific DNA binding; DNA-binding transcription factor activity, RNA polymerase II-specific. Lineage: Eukaryota; Metazoa; Chordata; Mammalia; Rodentia; Chinchillidae. Gene Ontology annotation, biological process: insulin secretion; regulation of transcription by RNA polymerase II; pancreas development. The record is from RefSeq and is a predicted model, not a curated record. The coding region runs from base 168 to 1844 and encodes 558 amino acids.